Molecule: messenger RNA, 2361 nt
Organism: Trichoderma atroviride IMI 206040
Lineage: Eukaryota; Fungi; Ascomycota; Sordariomycetes; Hypocreales; Hypocreaceae
Source: RefSeq, a predicted model, not a curated record
AUGACACCUCCAGCCUCCAGUCACAACCCCAUCGAGAGUCGGCAAGUCCAAAGCCACCACCCACCUACUGCAAGAAGAAAUUCCUGUAUAUACUGUCCGCGGAGUUUCAAGCGCGCCGAGCACCUACAGCGCCAUAUUCGCAUUCAUACCAAGGAUAAGCCGUAUAUCUGCCACUAUGGAACAGCUUUCGCACGCCGUGAUCUGCUCACUCGGCAUGAGAGGCUAUCUCACGACCACGUUAGCCCUUACCAAAGAGUCCAAGCAUCGACCAAUCUUCAGACCCCGAAGAGUGAUACUGCUGCACAACCACAUGCAGACGCACUCAAUGCAGUAGACAUUUCGAUAUCCAACUGGACGGUACCUGACUCUGUAAAGGGUACCGCAAGCCAAUGGCCUCAUCAUGAUCAUAGCAAGGCGACACUUACUUUCUUCAAUGAUGAUGGAAGUCAUUUCCAGGAAUUCGCCAGAUUUCUUGAUGGCAUAGGACUUCCAGCAGAGUGGACACCUCCUGACAUUAGGCAUGAACUCGAUGCGAGCGAGGCUGAAGCUGAAGGCCAUGACACGAGGGUGUCGAAUGAUGCAUACUCGAGGAAUGGCGAAUCAAGCCCCAGUUCCCCUUUCGGCUCAUGGCCGCCUUCAGUGCCACAAGGCGACCAGCCUUUGAGCUCUGUAUCAGACAAAGAUCCCCAUGAUUCCAACUUUCAGACAUUCUCACUGCGAGUAAACUCCGAUAUGCGAGCACACUUCAACGCCAACCUAGAAAAGUAUCACGACAUCAUUCCGGAUUUCGUUUUGCCGUCGAGGCAUACUCUUACCAGAUAUAUCACUGCUUUCUUCGGAGGGUUCCAUUCACACCUUCAGUUCCUUCAUGCUCCGACAUUUCAACUCGACAGUCGCCCCAUUGACCUUGUCCUUGCAAUAUGCGCUACAGGCGCGCAGUAUUGUUUUGAGCAUCGAAACGCAAAAAGUCUCUUUCGUGUCGCGAAAGCAAUUGUAUUGGAGUCUCUGUCAAAAGAAGCACAUGCAGUUCGUCAAAGGGCAGUAUCAGCCUUGCCGCUUGGGAAUUUGAGCAGUCAACUGCUUCAGCAGCCUUCUGGUCCGCCCUCUUACACCAGAUUGUCUUCAAACUCGGAGCAUCCAAUGGACGCAAUCCGUUGUUUAUUGAUUCUCAUGGGCUAUGCCACUUGGGAAGAUUCAGAGCUUCUUCGUGAAGCAUUGAACCUCCAGAGCGUUCUUGUUCAUUCUCUUAGAGAGGUCGGGCUAAGGGAAUCCCAGGCAAUCGACCCAAGCUCCACGAACCUGUCGUGGAUCGACUGGGCGGAACAAGAGUCGGUCAGAAGAACAAAACUAGUGUCAUUCACCUUCAUUCACGUCCACAGCAUCGCAUACAAUGUUUACCCAGCACUGCGAAGUAAUGAGAUUUAUCUUCGCUUACCCUGCUCAACAAAAGAGUGGAAUGCUCAAUCUACUGCUCAAUGGCAAGCUGCACGACGCAACGUAAAGUCAGAGCAGCUUCAUUUCCAAGAUGCCUUAUCUCGCCUUCUCACACAUGCGGAAGGCAACACCCAGAUAAAUCCCAUACCAGUGCCGCUUGGAAAUUACAUAUUGCUCCACGGGCUUCUUCAGAGGAUACAUCUGAUACGAGAACUUUCUCUUUCUACACUGGAUUACUCUACGACUUUGCCGGAUGAGGAGCUCAACAAGAUUGAACGGGCACUUCGAUCUUGGACUCUGGUGUGGAAGCAAGGUCCAGAAUCCAGCCUUGAUCCUUCGAACGAGAAUGGGCCAAUCCCGUUCACAUCCAGUGCCCUUCUUGGCCUUGCGUAUAUACGUGCAUGCGUGAACUUAGGCCCACAUCGAGCACUCGAAACCCGAAACCCCUCGCUUAUUGCCGCUAGAAUCGCAAAGGCCCCAUCUCCAUCACGGAGUCGUUUCUUGAUUCCCGCCCUUAUAUACUCUACGCAUGCGCUGAGCAUCCCCGUCCGGCUUGGAAUUGAUAGCGUCGCCCGUAGUCAAGCAUUUUUUUGGAGUGUCCGCCACUCUCUCUCCAGUCUAGAAUGUGCUGUCUUUUUGAGUAAGUGGUUAUGCUCGUUAUGCCAACCAGAUAAUUUACAAUCAUUAACAGAAAACGAAAACCGCAUCCUCAGCUGGGUUAAUGCCAUUGUACAAGAAGCAUUGUUAUACUUGGACUGUGAAAAGGUAGAUGCCUUAUUGAACAUCGAUAUCUCGCGGCCGUAUAUAUUGGGCCUAGCAGUCCUGAGGCUUUGGGCACGGCUGUUUAAACACAAUGUCCAAUGGCCAUUUAUCAACAUGAUUGGCCAAGCAUUGGAAGAGUACACAGACACUUUACAGCCGAGAUGA